This is a messenger RNA of Sinocyclocheilus anshuiensis, 2314 nucleotides long. Its product is annotated as calcineurin B homologous protein 1-like. The transcript is spliced from 6 exons. Bases 249 to 710 code for a protein of 153 amino acids. Gene Ontology annotation, molecular function: calcium ion binding. Lineage: Eukaryota; Metazoa; Chordata; Actinopteri; Cypriniformes; Cyprinidae. The record is from RefSeq and is a predicted model, not a curated record.
CCACCGCGCAUUUGCAGACGUCACGUAGACCUCACCGACCUACCUUUAGCUUAGCCUUUCAAAUUCUUCCUUUAUUCAACUAGAUGUGUUUGGGAUCUCGCCUGUUCCGGUUGUAAUUAAGAAGCUGGAGGUUAAUAACGCCGGACAGGCUGACUGUUCAUCCGACAGCUUUACAGAGCUCUGUGUUUAGUGAUAAGGAGUGAAUUUCAUGCGUUAGCUCGAGCUGAUCUACAGGAGAAACAGCAGUCAUGGGCUCCAGAGCUUCAUCUUUACUCAGAGAAGAGGACAUUGAAGAAAUCAAGAAAGAAACUGGAUUUUCCCACAGUCAGAUCACUCGCCUCUACAGCCGCUUUCACAGUCUCGAUAAAGGAGAGAACGGAGCGCUCAGCCGAGAAGACUUCCAGAGGAUUCCUGAGUUGGCCAUAAAUCCUCUUGGUGAUCGGAUAAUUAAUGCCUUCUUCCCAGAGGGGUUCGCUUUCCGGUUAUAUGACCUUGACAGAGACGACAAGAUCUCCAGAGACGAGCUGCUACAGGUGCUGAGAAUGAUGGUAGGCGUGAAUAUUUCUGACGAGCAACUUGGAAGCAUUGCAGACAGAACCAUCCAGGAAGCUGACACUAAUGGAGACAUGUGUAUCUCCUUCAGCGAGUUCAUCAAGGUAUUGGAAAAAGUGGACGUCGAACAGAAGAUGAGCAUCCGUUUCCUUCACUGAAAACCAAACGCGCUCUGAACUCUGAUUGGAGACCAUCAGUGUCAGUAGAGAUAAGACACGCCCCUGACUCUUCUCUCUGUGGGCUGAUUCAUCCUUUAGAAACAUGAUUGUGUUGUCAUGGUUACGUUUGUUUCAAUCAUCUGUCACUCUUGAGUUGCUGUUGCACCAGAAAGGGUGGGUCCAUUGCCUUCACUAUUCUGAAAAGUCACAGUGGCAUUUAUCUCAUAUGUUGAAAUAAUAUUUAUUCCAACUGUGAAAGCAGCUAAUUAAAACUUUCCAAAUGGGGAAGCUGUCAUUGAUAUUGAUACUGACGGAUGCUUGUUGUAAUGCCCAUUUCGUCACCAUCUUAAAAGCCAAAUCUGAUACUUCUAUAAUAAAUAAAUGAGUUUCUAAGGAAUUUCCAUGAGAAACGUUCCUUAUCACCUGUGAAAAUGAUAUUUUUUUAUUUUUAAAGGUGAAGCGUGUAAACUAAGAUCUGUUUAAGCAUCCAAAUUUGACAUGACAACGUUACCCAAAAUACUAACUCUAAGAAAACAGUAGAGGAUGUUUGACACCAUCAUUUUUGUGAAUUGAAGUUAUGCACAUUUCAUCUGAUCUAUCUUACAAUUUUUUGCCUGGCAGAUGAUAACAGUCGAAAAAAUCUGUUAGACUUGCAUUUUAAGGAUGGAUUUGAGAUAUAGAGGGACCAGAAUAUAAUAGAGAUUUGUGCUGCAUGGGCUCUUUUAAUUUAGACUGGAAAACAAACAUCUAGAACACCCUAACAACGUGAAAAAGUCACUUUGAACCCCUUAGCAACCCCUUUGCACAGCCAAACACUAUUCCCUUCCUUCAGAAAAUGUAAGAAUCUUAGCAAUUCUCUUUAAUGGUGCAGAAAUGACUCGCUUCACCUUUUCAGCUCUUGUUCAUUCAGUCCAGUCAAUUUCAAAACUAACCAGUGAUUUAAUGUUGGGUGUGAUUUGUUCUAUAUGACGUAUGCUCUCAGAGUUGUCAUGCAUCAUUAUUUAUAAGAAGGGUACUUGGAAUCAAAAGUCACUCCCCUACUACAUCACUGUGCUGUUCUCUCAGUUAUUCAACCGUUGACUGAACACUUAAGUUGAUCAGGGUGGCAACAACAGUCUGUUGCAUUUUAACGCUUUUUGUCUUUGCUUUAUAUAUAUAUGAACAAAAUCGAAGUUCCGUGCCUGUGUCCUUGAUGGAUAUAAACACUGAAAAUAUAUCUGUAUAAGGCUCGGAGGUGGUCUUACUCAAAUAGCUAGCUAUCUACAUAGAAACCGGCUGAAAAUAAAUUGAAACAGCUCACUGGAUGACACCGUUUCAGACUCAGACAGCCUAUAACAAACUGGCUGCGUGUUUUCUUUUCAGCGUUUCUGAGCUUGCAGACACACCAGAAACCUAACUUAAUGCAAAACAUUUGUCCAAUUUGGACAAAAACGAUUGUCCAAAAACUAUUUUAUCCGAUGUCCCCUUUAAAUAAGCUUUUCCAGAGAACAAAAAUGAAAUGAACUCAUUCAAUUUGGUGUAAUAAUCAUGACGUACACUUGAGAUGUGGACUCUGUGAUUUAGUCAUGUAUGGUUUUGAUUCAAAUAAAAAGUGCCAUGAUUCA